AUGGCUGAGAUCCGUCGCAAACUCGUCAUUGUCGGCGAUGGUGCCUGCGGAAAGACUUGCUUGUUGAUUGUCUUUUCCAAGGGUACCUUCCCUGAGGUCUACGUUCCCACCGUCUUCGAGAACUACGUUGCCGAUGUCGAGGUCGAUGGAAAGCACGUGGAACUUGCCCUAUGGGAUACGGCUGGUCAGGAAGACUACGACAGACUGCGCCCUCUCUCAUACCCUGACUCUCAUGUCAUCCUCAUCUGCUUCGCCGUCGACUCGCCUGACUCUCUUGACAACGUCCAAGAGAAGUGGAUUUCCGAAGUCCUUCAUUUCUGCCAAGGCCUACCUAUCAUCCUGGUUGGCUGCAAGAGCGAUCUCCGCCACGAUCCUAAGACUAUCGAGGAGCUCGGAAAGACUUCUCAGAAGCCUGUUGGCCCCGAGCAGGGCGAGGAAGUCCGCAAGAAGAUCGGUGCCUACAAAUAUCUCGAAUGCUCGGCCAAGACCAAUCACGGUGUGCGCGAGGUGUUCGAGUCGGCCACGCGUGCUGCUCUUCUGACCCGCAAGGGCGGCAAGAGCAAGAAGUGCUUGAUUUUGUAA
This is a messenger RNA of Cyphellophora europaea CBS 101466, 582 nucleotides long. RefSeq names its product GTP-binding protein rhoA. Bases 1 to 582 code for a protein of 193 amino acids. Gene Ontology annotation, biological process: small GTPase-mediated signal transduction. The record is from RefSeq and is a predicted model, not a curated record. Lineage: Eukaryota; Fungi; Ascomycota; Eurotiomycetes; Chaetothyriales; Cyphellophoraceae. The transcript has 5 exons. Gene Ontology annotation, molecular function: GTPase activity; GTP binding.